AUGGGUUUUUGCCAGUUAUCAACCAAGAACGGCGUCUUCUUCCUGACUCUUGGCGGCCAUGGCGGCGGCGAGAACUACCGCACCGAGCAGUUCAUAGCAGAGCUGGAGCAGAAGCUCAAGGAGGUCCGCGGCCAUGCCAGGCCGUCGAGCAAAGGCCUCGUCACCACCUUCGCGGCCGGCGAGGGCGGCUCGUUCUGCGACGACGUCGACAACGGCGGCACGUCUGCGGCGGCGACAGCCGAGCUGGCUGCGUACCGCACGGCCGAGGCGGUCCGCGCGCUGUUCGACAUGCCGUUCCCGACCGCCGCCGCGGUCGCCGGCGACGUCAGGUCGUCCCUGGCGCUGGCGCUGGUGCUGGCGCACGACGACAUGGCCGUCUGGAAGGAGGCCACCUUCGAGGCACCGGAGCUGGUGCUCCGGUCGGAGGCCAUGGACGGGUCCACGUUCGGCGGCUACUGGUACAUGACCGAUUCCAGGUGCGACGGCAGGGAGGAGGUGACCGGCGAGGCCGCGGGCAUCGUGACCACCUCCAUCGGCAAGGUCCGCGACGGCGAGGCCUACGUCGCCACCCGUAAGAGCUUCUUCCCGGAGUCGUGGAAGGCCGUCUGUGAAUUCCUCGCCUAG
Molecule: messenger RNA, 624 nt
Organism: Oryza sativa Japonica Group (Japanese rice)
Lineage: Eukaryota; Viridiplantae; Streptophyta; Magnoliopsida; Poales; Poaceae
Source: RefSeq, a predicted model, not a curated record